This is a messenger RNA of Triticum aestivum (bread wheat), 1286 nucleotides long. RefSeq lists its product as uncharacterized. The transcript has 2 exons. Lineage: Eukaryota; Viridiplantae; Streptophyta; Magnoliopsida; Poales; Poaceae. Bases 540 to 998 code for a protein of 152 amino acids. The record is from RefSeq and is a predicted model, not a curated record.
ACUUUCUUCUGCGGGUCAUGCCCACCACCCCCGCGCCGCCUGCCCACUCCCUCUCCUUCCCACCUUCUUUUUCCCCGUUCGGCCGCCGCAGCCAUCCCCGCCUUCCACCACUCGGACUUCGCGCCGCCCAAUAACUCCCCGGCCUCCCAUCGCUCUACCCGCCCCACCUCCCACCGCUCUCACCUUCCAUCUCCAGCGCCAUCCCAUGACUCCCAGAAAUCACACCCCAUGGCAUCAGAUCUGAGCGGCAGGGCCCCGAUGGUGGCGCCAUCUUUCUCCUGCGUGAGCUUCCCUCGUCAAUGGCCCUGCUCGUGCCCAUGGCGAACCAAUACCCCAAGCUUCCUCUCCCCCACCUUUUCUAACUUCUCCCUGGAUGGCCACCGCCCCCUGCUUCGUUGACCAGAACAACCCCUCCUCCCCAUCCAUGGUGGUCGCCCCACCACCGCGGCCUCUCCUGGUGCCAGAUCCGGUAGGAUCCGCCUCAAGCGCCGUCGUCCCCAUGGGAUCCGGUGGGGUCCGCCUCCAGCGUCGGCGUCCCCAUGGGAUCCGCCUCCCGCCCCCUCCCCGUUGGCUACCUCCCUGCUGUGCCGGGAAACAGCGCCGCGCUGCCAGGCCCCGCCCCCAUCACACCAAUGAGCACAGCAGCCUCAAUCUCCGACAAUGGAUCCAGGCACCCCCGGUCAGAUCGCGCCCCAAGUACCCGUGCAGGCGCCGCCAAGUUCGUGGUUCGCCGCCCCUCUGUCCCCCUCUUCCACCUCCCAUCCUCCAUUGCUGGAGCAGCACGGCCCAUGGGCGUGCACUGCAUUGUGACUCCUCAUGCAGUGCAGAUUGGGCAUCAGCUCGCUGGAUCGAUCUGGAGGUUCCCAUGGGCCUCCUCUCCCAACUGCAUCGCCCUUCCCCGCGGCCUACUGCAAGCAUGGCGAGUAGAGCAUCAGCAGAUGCAUAGUGCUCUUCUGCACUUCAUUGAUUUUUGUGCUUUUCUGAACAGAAAAAAGUGAAAAAUGAAGUCCGCUGUGGUUUGCUAUUGAGGUUCAGUUUACUUAUUUUUGCAUUAAAGGUGAAGUGAUGCAGUUCGGCUGGAUGGCCCGUUCCUCAAUUUUGUUGUUGUUGAAAACUGCACUUCAUUAGUUCAUUUUAAAAACUGCACUUCAUUACCAUGAUGGUUAGUUUUGUCUUAGUGAAAGUGUACCCCGUAGAAUUUUGUGCCGUUCGGCCGGUGGAGAGUGCAGAUAUUGUAUGGGUGUGUGGCUGUGUAAAACUAUCAGAAGUUGUGUAUGCUUUGUAGC